Molecule: messenger RNA, 1662 nt
Organism: Strongylocentrotus purpuratus (purple sea urchin)
Lineage: Eukaryota; Metazoa; Echinodermata; Echinoidea; Camarodonta; Strongylocentrotidae
Exons: 3
Coding region: 990-1454 (154 amino acids)
Source: RefSeq, a predicted model, not a curated record
UUGACAUGGACAGGCAACUUUGGAUAAAAUUAUCGGAUACUUCUUGACAACUGUCCACUGAGACUGUCCACAACAGUACAGAAGCUAAACCUGGACCUGAACGUCGUUCUCUUCAAAUUUGGAAUUCUUACCGAUCUACUUUACAAUUUGCUCCUUUUUUCGGAUCAGCCUUAGCUCUUGUACUUUGGAUCAUCAGUUCCAACAUCAGAUCGGGCAGUUUGGAUCAUCGUUAGUCCAUGGACGCAAACCACCUGUGGGAUUAUCAUUGCUACCUCAUGUUUUGAAAGCCGACGCGUUUUCAAAUAUUUUGGCGCCAUUUCUUGUGACGUGUCGUCUGCAAGUAAUCUGUUGGACACCACCGAUUGUUCGGACCACCUUACAGAGAUAAUCCGAUGCUACAUUUAAAUGUACUGGUCACAAGCCAACCGGUUAUUGUAUCUCUGAAGCUAUUGUACGCUUGGUGAUUCAUCUAAACACCGAGGAAGAGCAGAAUUAGAAGUAACAGCAAGUUGAAUGAGCUCAAUUGGAAUAGCUUUUGUUGUGACGAAGCCAAAAGCCGCCAAGUGAAUCAAGGUUACAGUGUUUGUAACCGACCAAAAAUUUGCUUAAACAAGGUUGUCAAAACCGAUGAAAAGUGACGUCGGAACUGAACAAUCACUUCUGAUCUAAUAUUUGUGUUACCACAUGCACGCGGAGUAUCCAGGUAAUCCUACCCAGUGGAACAUUAAACAUGAUAAUUAACAACUUAAUGAUCGAACUUCUGGAAAUAGAGUGUUUAUGAGAGUCUAAACACCAAACCCGUUUCAUCUGGAUAAUACAGUUGUUUGAAUCCAUUUUAAAGGAAAACACUAUUUGGAUCGUCAACCAACAGACUGCAGAAGGAAAAGGACGCAUUUGGUACUCAGUAACAGUUCUGAGACAACGCGAUCAGAAACCAACUAACACGCUCUACUCUUGAAAACUAGUGACUUUACCUGUCAUUAGAUGCCAUGACCCAUCACCGAGUCAACAUGCAACGAGUCACCAAGAAGCUUCGCCGGAUGACGGCCCCGGCAUCCAUUCAGAAAAAUGGAUUUGGAAUGGCGAACGGCGCGAGGGACGAAGACUUUAUUCACAUUGACGAUGUUGAUGAAGAAGGCUCGUCGUUUCUGUACGUGCCCUACCGGAAAAGAUCGUCUCAGAGUAUUUUAGAUGAAAGUGAUGGAGAGGGGGACGAUACAAGACCCUACAGUCAUGCAGACAGACACUCGUCGUUCCAUGACCCAAAUAUUAUCAGGAGAAGUAAACUGAAAGUUGCAGAAUCUCCAACUGAGGAGGUUGGGAAAGAUGGCAAGAACCCGUUCUCCUUCAAGUCCUUCAUCAAGAAAGAGAAGAGAAAAGCUGUCUAUUAUUCAUCUAGGGAGCAACUGGAUAGCUCAGGAAUGGAGGAGGAGGAUUUGGUAAAACUUGCAUGAAAUUUCUUUCUAAAUGUAAUCAGAAAGACUUUCAACUAAUCAACCUAAGGCCAAUUUCAGUAGCCUUGUAGAUCUAGAGUUGAUUUCUUAGAAGUCUUGCAGUUGUGCUCAUAAUUUUUCUUUAUUAGUAGUCACAUCUGCCUGUCUGUCCACCCCCUUCCAUCUUUCUCCCUUCCUCCCUCUAUCUCUAUCUGUCUAUCCAUCUCUG